AUGAGCUGUUGUGGCCUGAGGCCACCACAUCCAGUGACCUUCAGGCUGCCAACGUCACUCAUUCUCGAGCUCAUCUCCAACUGGCGCCCUGUGACCGUCUCUCUCUGCUCUCCUGCACCCGGCCAAUGGGGCUGUGAUUAUCAACCGUUCAACACCUCCUUUCACCUUAAGUCUCAUCAAUCGGACUUCGGUGUCUCCGCAAUCAUGGCGGCUGGACUCAAGACCAUCAUCGCGCUUUCAUUUGUUCUUGCCAUUGGUUUCCUCCUCGUUAUCCUCUCUUCCGCGCUAUGGCAUAAGUACUGGCCGCUGCUGGUCGUCGGCAUCUAUGUCGUUGCGCCCCUCCCCAACUGGAUUUGCCAACGAUGCGCAAACCCCGACGAUUUCAUGGAUAGCUCGAGCAACUCUGCGAUGGACUUUGGGCGAUUCAUGACUGGAUUUUUGGUUCUGACUGGCAUUGCACUUCCCAUCGUCCUCGCCCACAGCGGUGCGAUCGAGAUCCCCGCAAUGAUCAUGUCCAUUCUCGGAGGCCUUUUGAUUUACGGAACCAUUAUUAGCUUCUCAAUGUUCUUCCAGGAACAGGAAGAGUUCUGAUCGCAAACUGGGGUGCGCCGCCCUUGGACUACAUGGACUGUAUGGGCUAUAUUGUAGACCAAGUGACCUCGCGGGCUCUGACUUCUUGAUAUCCGUCUUUCUUCAUUAUUUCUUUUGAUUUCAGCGUAUGAUUGAUAUGCUUUGUAUGAGUGAUCUGUAUUUGGUCCGGGUGUCUAGCUUGAAUGGCUGCGAUGGCUCCCGUGACUCGAUACUUGGCCGUGCUACUUUAUGUGUACUAUAACACAAUGGAUAUAGAAACUUUCUGGCAAAUUCGUAACAUUUGAAUCAAUUCGCUCCUCAGACAAAG
Messenger RNA from Penicillium canescens, 898 nucleotides. Its product is annotated as Vps55 family protein. Bases 1 to 591 code for a protein of 196 amino acids. The transcript has 4 exons. Gene Ontology annotation, cellular component: endosome; Vps55/Vps68 complex. Gene Ontology annotation, biological process: late endosome to vacuole transport via multivesicular body sorting pathway. The record is from RefSeq and is a predicted model, not a curated record. Lineage: Eukaryota; Fungi; Ascomycota; Eurotiomycetes; Eurotiales; Aspergillaceae.